AUGUUGGCGGUUUUCCUUGCAAUUUGCUAUCUUCUGAGUGUGGUCCACGGUGGGACCAAUACGGUCACGUUCGGUCCUUGCGUCAAACCCAGCGUGAAAACGGAUCUUAACAUAACCGAGUACGCUGGACUAUGGUACGAGUACGAAAGGUUUCCGGUUUCCUUCGAAGAUGGCUUGUCGUGCGUGCAAGCUCACUACGCCAGAUUGGAUGAUCAAUUCGGUAGAUUCCGACUAAACGUGACAAAUGCAGGAAUAAAAAACAACGCGCCUGACGUAAUCGUUGGAACUGCCAUCCAGUCCUGGCAACCAGGAGUUCUGAAAGUCAAGUUUCAGGGUGCUCCCGUGUAUGGAACAUACAAAGUGCUGGACACUGACUACACUAGUUAUGCCAGCGUGUAUUCCUGCAUCAACUUCUUCUUAUUUAAGAUCGAAUUCGCGUGGGUUCUGACUCGUGAAACGAUUCCAACCCCGGAAAUUUCCGCCAUGGCAGAAAAAGUGUUCACUGACAGAAAUAUCAACACUGGACUUUUUGUCAAAACUGUACAAGGUAAGCAAUAUUAUCCUUUUGCCCAAGUUGGAAUCAUCAAUGCAGGAACUGUUGGAUUGGAAGACACUCCAAGGGUUAUUAAUGGAACCGCAUCUGAAACAUUUGAUGAUGGCGUUUUGGCAGUUUCUUUCCAAAAUGUGCCAAGAACAGGUGAAUACCGGGUGCUGGAAACUGACUACAAGAACUUUGCCUGCAUCUACUCGUGCAUUGACGUUUUUUUCCUGCUUCGGAUAGAGUUUGCUUGGAUCCUGGCCCGGAGAAACAAACUGAGCCCCGAAAUGCUGGCCCGGGCCCAGCGGGUCUUGGCCAGCAAUAAUGUGGACCCAGCCAUCCUUGUUGACACUGUCCAAAAUGGUGACUGUAAUUAUGUGCUCCAUCCCUGA
Molecule: messenger RNA, 930 nt
Organism: Notodromas monacha
Lineage: Eukaryota; Metazoa; Arthropoda; Ostracoda; Podocopida; Cyprididae
Source: the annotation of a GenBank genome assembly